AUGGGAAGGGAAGUAGAAGAAAAUGAGAAUAACAAUAAGGAUGAUAUUGAUGGCACAGCAGCAACAAAGAAGAUGAUGAGGAUAUACAUAGGGGGACUGGGAUUGAGCGUUACAGAAAAUGAUUUAAUCAAAACAUUCUCUCCAUUGGGGAAAGUGGAGUCUGCAGAUAUAGUUCGCACGAAUGGUCGCAGCUUCGCUUACUUGGAUUUUCUUCCCUCUUCCGAGAAAGCCCUUGCCAAGCUCUUUAGCACGUAUAAUGGUUGCAUGUGGAAAGGAGGGAGGCUUAGACUUGAGAAGGCAAAAGAACACUAUCUUCUUCGCCUGAGGCAUGAGUGGGAAGAAGAUGCUGAACUUGCAAAUAAAGCAUCUAGUUAUAGUGUUGAUGCAGCUGAAAACUUUAGUUCUAUGGAAAAGCCAAAUAAAGUCCCUAACACAGAAAAGGUGCAGCUUCGGAUUUUCUUUCCCAAACUAAAUAAGGUGAAAUCAGUGCCUUUCAGUGGAACUGGGAAGCACAAAUACAGUUUCCAACGCGUUGAAGUGCCUUCUUUCCCAAUCCAUUUUUGUGAUUGUGAGGACCAUUCUGAUCCUUGUCACGUGGGCAAAGAAAAACCACCUUGUGAUGGGGAAACAGGGAGUGGAGGGAUAAAGGAUGAAGAGAUUAACAUGAUGAGAUCAGUGAUGAGCAAGCUCUUUGAGAAUGAUAAUUGUUCGAAGGGUGCAUUUAGUGAUGCUGGACUGGCUAAGGAAGGGGACAAUUCUUUCAACUCAGUGGAUGGUGGGUUAGGUAAUGAGACUGAGGAAGAUCAUGUGAGUGAUGAAGAUAACCUCAUAUUAAACAUGGUGGCUGGGGGAGAUGACAGAUUGACUUUGUUCGGGAGCCAUAGAAAGGAAAAAAAAACUGCAACUCAGGAGUUAAGAUUUAAUGGUCCAGAACCUUCUGAAGGUACACCAGCUUCAAAAAUGCAUGACAGUAAGAAAAGGAAGAUUAUAACCUUUAAUAAGAAGGAAAAACUACAUAAGAAGCAAAAACUACAUCUCAGUGAAGAGAGUGAUGAAAUUGAAAUUGUGUCUGCUAUCUCCAAAACCAAGGGGACUCCGCGAACCCAUCCAAACGAGUCAGCGACUGACCUACAAGGUCAAAGCAUGAAAUCAGGAUUAGGUUCCCAGCAGUCAACUAGCAAUCUUUCAUGGUCACAGAAAUCUAAAUGGAGAGAUCUGGUUGGUGACAGGGGCAGCACUACAUUCCACAUGUCACAAAUACUACCAAGUGUUGCUAUUAAAGACGAAUUACCAAGAUCUCAUGGUCUGAAUGUGCCCUACCAUACUGAAGAGAAAAAACAGGAACAUGUAAAGCAUGGGAUUUUGGAAAGCCAACCAGGCCAAUCAAAAGAGCCGAAAGACCUUGCUGAAGCUCCCGCUGCUCAGUCAAAGGUGGCUGCAGGUAAAUCUGCCAGAGGUGCUUCAUGGCUAAAAGAAUCCACAUGGACACAACUGGUUGGUGAUGCAAACAGAUGUUCAUUCAGCAUAACCCAGAUUUUGCCCGACUUAAGUUUACGAAACAAAGAGCCAGUACAGUCCAACAGCAUGGAUGCUGCAAAUUCGAUGGAUGGUGAACAUUGCAAUUUAAUCAAGUCAAGUGGAGAUGAACCCAUAGGAAAUUCUUCUAAGGCUUUAGGAGUAUACGCAGAACAUCUUACAGUUCCGUGUGGUUCCAAUGAAGAGCAGAGCCCUACUGGUGUUUAUGUUGAGCAGACUAAUCAUGAAAAGAAAUCUGAGACUGUCACAAAGAAAGUUGAGGUUUCUGGUCCAACUUUUGUGAAUAACCCCAUUUCAGUGCCAAAGCAUUCAUCAACGGCAAACUUUAAAAUUGGGGAAACUUGCUCUUUCAUGAGGAGCGCUGCUUNUGUGAAUAACCCCAUUUCAGUGCCAAAGCAUUCAUCAACGGCAAACUUUAAAAUUGGGGAAACUUGCUCUUUCAUGAGGAGCGCUGCUUCCAUGAGAGAAUGGAUGACCGCUAAAGCCGCUCUAAGUGGUUCGCUGAAGAAAAAGGACAAUCAGAAAUAG
Ilex paraguariensis (yerba mate) is the source of this 2064-nucleotide messenger RNA. The record is from the annotation of a GenBank genome assembly. Lineage: Eukaryota; Viridiplantae; Streptophyta; Magnoliopsida; Aquifoliales; Aquifoliaceae.